Molecule: messenger RNA, 1239 nt
Organism: Camellia sinensis
Lineage: Eukaryota; Viridiplantae; Streptophyta; Magnoliopsida; Ericales; Theaceae
Source: RefSeq, a predicted model, not a curated record
AUGGAGAGAGUGGGGGAGCCGGUGGUAGGAUCCCAUGGUUCCACUAUGAUAGCAGCUCCAAAGCCAAUCAGCCAGGCAGAACCAGAUCACUGGCAUACAAAGGCAGAUAGAUCAAUGGUUACUGCAGCGGAUUUGGAAGCCAUUCGCGAAAAAUACCAAGUGCCUGCUGAAAUAGAGUUGUUGUUGCCGAUGUCGACGGAGAUGCCAUCCGAUGCCAGGUCAGGGGAGUUUUCCCUUUAUGAGGAAGCAUUGAAGGGAGGACUGAGGCUGCCCCUGCCGCAAGUGGUGGUAGAUGUCCUGAAUCGUUUGGAGGUAGCGCCGGACCAACUAAUGCCCAAUGCGUGGAAGAUCUUACUGGUUUGUGCAAGAGGGGGAGUCAGUCUGACUACUGCGAUCUACCAUGCUCGUGCGGUGGCUGGGCGGCUGGAGGGAGAAGAAGGCCCAGCCAGGGUAGGGGCAGACCGCCUUGUGGGGAUUGUAGAAGAGGCAGCCUUGCGCUUAGCAGCCAGAUUCAAUGAGGCUGAACUGCUGAGGGAGUUGAGGGUAACCACCUCAGCAGGGCCUCUGCUGAGGAAGGCUGGGGCUGCAAAGCUCAAGGCAAAUGAGGCCAAGGCUCAACUUGCAAGGUUGAAGAAGGAGAGCGCAAACUGGGAGAGUGCCCACGCUGAGCUGCAAACGGUCAAGGUGGAGCUGGAGAACACACGCCGCCAGGUUGUGUCGCUCGAGUUCCAACUGGCUAGCGAGCAGAAGAGGUUGGAUGAUGCCCAAAAAGCCUACGCGGUCGCGGUCAAACGACAUGAAGAGGCGAUGAGUAGUAAUGAAGAGCUGGUCAGGCAGAAGGAUGAAGCAAACGUGAAGAUUGACGGUCUACAAAAGGAGCUGGAGGGCGAGCGUGCUAAGGCAGUGAAGGAGAAGGAGAGCCUUCGGAAGGAGUUGGAAGCAGAGAGAGCCAAGGCGGCUGCUGAAAAGGAAAGCCUUCAGAAGGAGUUGGAGGCAGAGAAAGCCAAGGCAACUGCUGAAAAGGAGAGCCUUCAGAAGGAGUUGGAGGCAGAGAAAGCCAAGGCAACUGCUGAAAGGGCGACCUUGGAUAAGGAGUUGGCAGAGGAGAGGGCUAAGGCAGCCUCUGAAAGGGCGGCUUACCCCGAUCUUUAUGUGGCAGCAAUGGACCAGUUCAAGGGGUCUGCUGAAUUUCAGAUGGCAGUGGAUGCCGCGGUUGCCAGUAGCUUGGCGAUGGAGUAG